AUGGAGGUGAGGGAGGCCUGGCCGCCUGCUUGGAGCCGAGCUGAUAGGCGAGGAGCUUCGUGGAUAGUACCUUCGGAGGUGAUGGGCAUUCCGUUGUCUUGGAACUUACUUCCCUUAAAAGAUGAUGUCGGGAUCGUCUUCCAUGACUGGUGUAAAUGUCUGUCAGAAAGCCUGUUGCCAGAAAUGUUGGAUUUCAUGCGAGAACUUAGGAAGGUUGUAACAGUGGGCAUUGUGGAAGGGUCUGACCUUUCUAAGAUAACAGAGCAGCUUGGGAAGACAGCUGUGUACUUUUUGCUUAUAGAAAAUAUAAUUCCAAAUAGCUUGAAGACAUUUCUUGGAGAAGAGAAGCUGAAAGAAUUUAUCAAUUUUACACUUCAUUAUAUCGCAGACUUGGACAUACCGAUAAACCGCAUUUCGCUUAAAGGGGGUACAUUUAUAGAGUUCUGAAGUGGGAUGCUUAAUGUAUCACCACUGGGGCGAAACUAUAGCCAAGAAGAAAGGGAUGAAUUUGAAAGAUAUGACAAGGUUCAGAACACACGCCCAAAAAUGGUAUCCGUCCUUCGUGAGAAGUUUGCUCACCUUAACCUGACAUUUUCCAUAGGAGGACAGAUAAGCUUUGAUGUUUUCCCUCCAGGUUGGGACAAGACAUACUGCUUGAGAUACCUAGAGGACUUUCAAGAAAUUCAUUUCUUUGGUGACAAAACUUACAAGGGAGGAAAUGACCACGAAAUUUAUGAAUCUGAACGAACCGUAGCUCAUACAGUUAUCAGCCCUGAAGAUACAGCCAAGCAGUGCAAAGCCGUUUUCCUGAGCCCCCGAUAUUGUUCCAACUUUUCGGUUUUGUAUUAUACGCCAUUUUCAAACAAGAAUAAGUUAUAUGCCAUUUGUAAUUCUGUAAUUGAGAAUAAAUGUUAA
Molecule: messenger RNA, 915 nt
Organism: Prunus dulcis (almond)
Lineage: Eukaryota; Viridiplantae; Streptophyta; Magnoliopsida; Rosales; Rosaceae
Product: phosphomannomutase-like
Biological process (GO): protein N-linked glycosylation; mannose metabolic process; GDP-mannose biosynthetic process
Cellular component (GO): cytosol
Molecular function (GO): phosphomannomutase activity
Source: RefSeq, a predicted model, not a curated record